Molecule: messenger RNA, 1669 nt
Organism: Medicago truncatula (barrel medic)
Lineage: Eukaryota; Viridiplantae; Streptophyta; Magnoliopsida; Fabales; Fabaceae
Product: palmitoyl-monogalactosyldiacylglycerol delta-7 desaturase, chloroplastic
Exons: 6
Coding region: 271-1455 (394 amino acids)
Biological process (GO): very long-chain fatty acid biosynthetic process
Cellular component (GO): endoplasmic reticulum membrane
Molecular function (GO): palmitoyl-[glycerolipid] 7-desaturase activity
Source: RefSeq, a predicted model, not a curated record
UCACAUUCUCUUUCCACACCUAUUCCCAACUUCACCCCCAUAAUUUGUUUUCAAACCCCAUUUUCCCAAACUUGUCCCACCGCUUAAAUUACUUGGCUUAUUCCACAUCACAAUCAAUUCCAACACAUAAAACAUAAACCAUAAACAUAAAAACCCAAAAAAACAAUAUCACCUUCAACAUUCAAACCCUCUAUCUUGUUUCACAAAAAGGCUUAGGCCGCUUAGCCAUAAACAAGUACAAAAAAAAAAUAUAGAUAUAUUUUUUUAUGCAUGGCUUUGAUAACUUCUCAGCCUAAAAAUCCUAUACUCCAUAAUCACUUCACAACCCUUCAUUGUUCAAUACCACAAUUCAGUAGGUCCAUUUUGAAUCUUGGGCCAUUCUCAAAUAAUGCAAAAGCCAUUAAAUUGUGUAACUUCAACUCCAAGUCAAGAAAUUUUCCCUUGAAAAACAACCCCUUUAAUUUUAAUCCAAAAAUUAUAGCUAAAUCCAAUGCUGCAAUUGGAGAAGCUACUGUGGAGCCAGAAGAAGAAGUGCCAUUGAAACAUAGAAAGAUUUUUCUAUCUGAUGUUGAAGUGAAGAGAGAAAAAGAAGUGUUUUUUGGAAGGAAAUGGAAUUCAUUAGAUAUUGGAACUUUUGUUAUUGUUUUGUCAAUGCAUUUGCUUUGUUUAUUUGCUCCAUUCAAUUUCAAUUGGCCAGCUUUUUGGGUUUCUGUGGCACUUUAUGUUGUUACUGGAUUGUUUGGAAUAACAACUUCUUUCCAUAGAAAUCUUUCUCAUAGAAGUUUUAAGCUUCCUAAAUGGCUUGAAUAUUUCUUUGCUUAUUGUGGAGUUCUUGCUCUUCAGGGAAAUCCAAUUGAUUGGGUGAGUACUCAUAGGUAUCACCACCAGUUCUGUGAUUCUGAGAAAGACCCUCAUAGUCCAAUUGAAGGAUUUUGGUUUAGCCAUAUGAGUUGGUUAUUUGAUACCAAUUCUAUUGCAGAAAGGUGUGGAGAACCAACCAAUGUUGGUGAUUUAGAGAAACAAUCUUUUUAUAGAUUUCUUAGAAGCACUUACAUGGUGCAUCCAUUUGCUUUGGGAGCUCUUCUAUAUGCCAUUGGUGGAUUUCCUUUCCUGGUUUGGGGAAUGGGUGUGAGGGUUGUUUGGGUUUACCACAUUACUUGGUUGGUUAACUCAGCUUGCCAUGUUUGGGGGAAGCAGCCUUGGAACACAAGGGACUUAUCAAGAAAUAAUUGGUGGGUGGCUUUGCUUGCAUUUGGUGAAGGUUGGCACAAUAAUCACCAUGCAUUUGAAUAUUCAGCUAGACAUGGUUUAGAGUGGUGGGAACUAGACAUGACUUGGUACUUGGUCAAAUUUCUUCAAGCUAUUGGUUUGGCAACUGACGUUAAAGUACCAAGUGAGAGUCAGAAGCAGAGAAUGGCAUUGAAUAAUAAUAACAAUGAUGUAGUAGCCACAUGAAAUACACAUUUUUUUCUAUUGAAGGUAUCAAAAGAAUGAGGAUAAUAUAAUAAAAUUAAAGAUAAAAUUAUUUGAGAGAGUUUGAAGAUGUCAUAAAGGUUUUGUUAGGCUAUUGUUGUUUUAAAUUAUGAGUGCUGGAUUAUUUGACUAUGUAUAUGGGACUAAAAUACUAGUAAAUGUUAGUUAGUAUAGAAGAAUAUUUAUUUCUUAUCCA